CUCUUCUUGGCCUGGGGGUUGGCGGUGAUCUAGGGCUCCGUGGGCACUCGGGAGGAGUAAACUCAGCUCAGACCUUCUCUUAGAGCAAGAUGCUGCCCACAACAUCAUUUAACUCCCGAGAUCAGGGCAAUGGGUCUUUAAACUCUCGGGAGGCAGCAAGGCACACGGCAGGGGCAAAGCGCUAUAAAUACUUACGGAGACUCCUCCACUUUCGGCAUAUGGACUUCGAGUUUGCUUUAUGGCAGAUGCUGUAUCUAUUCACUUCACCUCAGAUGGUGUACCGGAACUUUCAAUACAGGAAACAGACAAAAGACCAAUGGGCAAGAGAUGACCCUGCCUUCCUUGUAUUACUCAGUAUCUGGCUGUGUGUAUCCACUAUAGUAUUUGCCCUUGUGUUGGGCUUGGGAUUUGUUGAAAUGAUUAAGUUGCUGCUUUGGGUCGUUUUUAUAGACUGUAUAGGAGUUGGCCUCCUAAUUGCAACUUUAAUGUGGUUCGUUGCCAAUAAGUACUUGAUAAAACAUCCCGGCAGAGACUAUGAUGUGGAGUGGGGAUAUGCCUUUGAUGUUCACUUAAAUGCCUUCUAUCCACUACUUGUCAUCUUGCAUUUUAUACAACUGUUUUUCAUUCACUAUAUAAUUAUGUUGGAUUCAUUUAUCGGCUGUUUCAUUGGAGAUACCUUUUGGCUGAUUGCAAUUGGUUAUUACAUCUAUGUGACAUUCCUAGGGUACAGUGCAUUGCCGUUCUUGAAAAAUACAGUUAUCCUCCUGUACCCAUUUGCACUUCUUGUCCUGCUGUAUGUGGUCUCAUUAGCAAUGGGAUGGAACGUGACAAGAGCACUUUGCCUAUUCUACAAGUAUAGAGUGCAAAAUUGGACUUAACAAAAGAGUUGGUGUGGCCACUUGUACAAAUGUUAGAAUAGAUGAAUAUGUCCAUGUAUAUUAUUGUAAAUAACUUGUUCUGCACUGUAGAUCAGUUUGUACAAAAUAUUCCAUUUUUAAAGAAGUACAUUUACAGAUGCAGCCUCACUUUUCUUCUUUGUGGAAAGAAGUGUAUAUCUCUGUGUAAUAAAGUUUUUUUUAAUGAUGUG
Molecule: messenger RNA, 1087 nt
Organism: Pogona vitticeps (central bearded dragon)
Lineage: Eukaryota; Metazoa; Chordata; Lepidosauria; Squamata; Agamidae
Gene: UNC50
Product: unc-50 inner nuclear membrane RNA binding protein
Cellular component (GO): Golgi membrane
Source: RefSeq, a predicted model, not a curated record